Messenger RNA from Cladophialophora immunda, 1059 nucleotides. RefSeq lists its product as uncharacterized. Gene Ontology annotation, biological process: fungal-type cell wall polysaccharide metabolic process. Gene Ontology annotation, cellular component: fungal-type cell wall. The coding region runs from base 1 to 1059 and encodes 352 amino acids. The transcript has a single exon. Lineage: Eukaryota; Fungi; Ascomycota; Eurotiomycetes; Chaetothyriales; Herpotrichiellaceae. The record is from RefSeq and is a predicted model, not a curated record.
AUGAGGUCCUCGUAUCAGACAAUAACAAUACCAACCCUCCUACUGUCCCUCAUACCCCUCUCUCAUGGAUCGGCAGCCAACUCGACCUUCCCCAAACGCGGCCUCUGCUACAUCGCGACCGACCACUCGGAGUCGGACUCGCACAUCUUCACCACCUCCAACUCGCCGCUGACGUGGUACUAUAAUUACAGCCCCUGGCCGGGCCCCUCGAGCUCGCUGGCGCAGUGGAGCACGGAGUUUGUGCCCAUGGUGCACUCGGCGAGCGACGCCGCGGCGUCCGUCGACACGAUCAAGGCCAUCCUCAACGGCAGCGCGGGGAUCCCCCUUGCGGCAUCAUCGGGCGGCGGCGGUCGCGGGAACAGGGUCACGCACGUCCUAACCUUCAACGAGCCGGACGGCGACACCUCGACCGGCGGGACCGACUCGGCGCCCGACCACGCCGCGCAGGUGUAUAUCGACACGAUCCUGCCGCUGCGCGCCGCGCCGUACCACCUGCAGGUGUCGCUGCCGGCGACGACGGGGUCGGCGCGCGGGCUGGAGUGGCUCCGGGCCUUCAAUGUGUCGUGCUUCCGGCGCCGGCCCGCGGGCGGGUGCGCGUUCGACUUCGUCGCCGCGCACUGGUACGGCGACCUCGCCGGCAUGGCCUCGUGGCUGGGCACCCUGCACGCAUUGUACCCGGCGAAGCCCCUCUGGGUCACCGAGUUCGCCCUCCCCGCGGCCCCCGCUGCCGCGACCCAGGCCUUCUUCAACGACUCCCUCCCCUACCUGGACGCCCUGGCCUACGUCCCCCGGUACGCCUGGUUCGGCGCGUUCCGGAGCAGCGGCGGCGACGGCAACGAGUGGACCGGCGACCAGGUGAGCUUGUUCGACGGGCACGGCAGGUUGACGGACCUGGGCGCUGGGUAUCUCGGCGGCGACAAGGAUGGCUUCCACGAGGGCGAGAGCGCCAGUAACAGUGCUGCUGCUGCUACUGCUGGGUUUGCCACUACCACGAUGUCGUGGACCAUGUGCCUGUUGCUGGCCUGUUCAGUCGUUGCGAAUCUCGGUUGGCUGCUCUGA